AUGCCAACGUCGGAGAUCUCCCAUCGCGCAGCACUUGUAGCUCUCAAAGCCACAGGGAAGUCAUCAAGUGAGAUCUGUGCGAUCACAGGUACACCAGCACGUACAGUGAAUUCGAUCUAUACGCGAGCAAUAAGCCGAGGCUUCAAUCCGAAUGCCCGACCGCUCGAACUCCAUGAUUCCUAUUUCAUUGAUGGAGUUCGCUCUGGCCGGCCGAGCAAAUGGACCGAUGAGCUAAGAGAAAAAAUCCUUGACAAAGUCACUGGCCCUGGUCCGGUCAGCGAGAAGUCUUGUGUCGUUAUUGCUCAGGAGCUUACUGCUGAGGGUACCGAGAUCUCGCAUUCUUCUGUUCGGAGGAUCCUCCUGAGUGCGCAGGCCGAGAAACAGACUACCAAGCGCGUCGAGAGGCAGGCUCAGAAGCAGAGGCAUAUCUCAGAUGCCCAGGUUGGGCCUCGGGAUGACGCCGAUGUUGAUAUCGAGGUAAAUGCCGAGGUUGAAGGCCAGGUCGAUGCUCAAGUCCAACCCCGGGUCGGGUUGGCGCCCUGA
Molecule: messenger RNA, 543 nt
Organism: Penicillium antarcticum
Lineage: Eukaryota; Fungi; Ascomycota; Eurotiomycetes; Eurotiales; Aspergillaceae
Exons: 1
Coding region: 1-543 (180 amino acids)
Source: RefSeq, a predicted model, not a curated record